AUGGCUGAAACAGAUGAUUAUAAUCAUUCGGAUGUUAAUACAAAUACAACAAAUGUUAAUAUUGAAUUAGCAGCUCGUGAACCAUGGCCAACAAAUGCUUGUCUCUAUGUACCACUUAAAGAACAAAUGAUUCUUUGGGCACCUGAUUGUUUAAGCUCAUUAUGUUUAUUACGUAAAGUACGUGUACCGUCUUUACAUGUUGAACAUGUUCGAAAUGCUGCUGAAAUGUCGAAUUGUGGCAUUCCACCAGUGUUAACAUUAAAUAAUCACAUACUUAGUGAAUUUGAUGAAAUAGCUAAUUUCAUUGAACUUAAAGGAUUACUUAAAGUAGAAAAUGAAGAAAAUACAAUAGUGGAUAGUUAUUCUAUUUUAUGUACUGAAAUACUUGGAGGUUUAAUGAAAUAUUUUUUACUAUGUGAAAAAGCUGGACCGACUGUAUAUCAAUCAUUUACGUCUGUCUAUCCAUGGCCUCUUGGUUUGAUACUAUUUUUAAUAUAUCGAAAUCGUACAAUAAAAAAUUUAAAAGUAAAAGAAAUUUGGCCAUUGUCUUAUGAACAAGCUUUAAUUAAAUUUGAAACAACUGUUAGAGCACUUUCAAAUAAAAUUCAAGAAAUGAAUUCAGGUUAUUUACUUGGUAAUAAUUUUACAAAAGCUGAUGCUCAUCUCUAUGGCCAUUUAUAUACGAUUCUUCAUACAAACAUUAGUGAACAUGAAAAUCUACGAAAUGUACUUCUUAAAUAUAAACCAUUAGUUGAUUAUGUGAACAAUUUAGAAAGAGAUGUACAUGGAGCUGAUGGUACUUAUUCAUUUAUAAUUGAAGUACUUGAUCCUCGUGUAACAUGGCAACGUUAUCUUACAACUUAUUAUAAUGACAUAUUUCAAGUUUUACGUCAAUUAAUUGGUUCAGAUGCUUUAAUUAUGUCACGUUCACUUGGUGAUGAAGAUGGUACAUAUGAUGGACUAAAAAUAGCUCUUCGUUAUAUGCUUGAAAUCGAUCGUCGUGGUUAUGUUUGUUUUGGUUCAAAUAUUGGUAAUUAUCGAACUGAUCCAAAAGCUGAAAAUGGUGGCGGUAGUGAAUUUUAUCCAUGGAAAUUUUAUAAUGAAACAACGAAUAUUUAUCGAUCGUGGGUUAAUUUACAUUAUAAACUUGUACCUAAUCUUUAUAGUCAAGCAUUAUUUAAUCAUUCUUAUUUUCUUGGUCCAAAUAUAUAUACUGUACUAGUGUUACAAGAUCCAACAUCUGGUCAAACAUAA
Molecule: messenger RNA, 1254 nt
Organism: Rotaria sp. Silwood1
Lineage: Eukaryota; Metazoa; Rotifera; Eurotatoria; Philodinida; Philodinidae
Source: the annotation of a GenBank genome assembly